AAGAGCACUUUGACAGGCCACGGUGUGUGUCUGCAGUUAAUUGUUUUAUAGAUGGUUCCCUGAAACGUGUCUGUUGAAAGCCACCUGUCUGGAAAAGGGCUACCUGACAUUCACAAAUAGCUAGUCUUUGUUCUGCCUGCCUUCCUCUCCCACCAGUUACAAUGGCAGCCGUGUCUGUAGCCAGUACUAACUUCGCCCUUGCGUUGUUCAAGAAGAUCACAGAGAAGAACAAAACGGGCAAUGUUUUGUACUCCCCUCUCAGCAUCUCAGCUGCGCUGGCCAUGGUUUUUCUGGGUGCCAGGGGCAACACUGCUACUCAGAUGUCAGAGACGAUGUGCUUCAACAAAGCUACGGGUGACAUCCAUGUUGGCUUCGGCAAACUCAUUCAUGACCUGAACCUGCAGGGAGCCCCAUACUCACUGAGCCUGGCCAAUCGCCUGUACGGAGAACAGUCUUACCAGUUUGUUGAGACUUUCCUCGGCGACACCAAGAAGCACUACGAUGCUGAGCUGGAGGCUGUGGACUUCAAGACCAAUGGGGAGACUUCCAGAAAGUACAUCAAUGCCUGGGUGGAGAAGCAGACCUCUGAGAAAAUAAAGGACCUGUUGCCGGAGGGGGUUGUCGACCACCUGACCAGACUGGUGUUGGUGAACGCCAUCUACUUCAAAGGCAACUGGUUUAAGAAGUUCAAGGAGGCCAGCACCAGCAAUGCCAUGUUCAAGCUGAACAAGAAUGUGAGUAAGCCAGUGAAAAUGAUGCAUCAGAUGGCCAAGUUCCCCCUAACCUUCAUCCCUGAGGUCAACUGCCAGAUCCUGUGUCUGCAAUACGAGGGGAACGAACUGAGCAUGUUCAUCAUGCUCCCCAGCGACAUGGAGGACCACAUCACUGGUCUGGAGAAGCUGGAGAAGCAGCUYACCUAUGAGAAAAUGGUGGAGUGGACCAGGCCUGACAUGAUGGAAGCGGUGGAGGUUCAGGUGGGCCUGCCUAAGUUCAAGCUGGAGGAGACCCUUGACCUGAAGGACUUGCUGAUCAGCAUGGGCAUGACGGACGCCUUCGACCUCUCCAAGGGCGACUUCUCGGGCAUGUCGCCCAGCAACGACUUGGAGCUGUCCGAGGUGGUGCACAAGGCCUUCGUGGAAGUCAACGAGGAGGGCACAGAGGCGGCGGCCGCCGUGGCCGCCAUCGUGGGGAUGCGCUGUGCCUUGAGGACCCCCACAUUUGUUGCCGACCACCCCUUUCUUUUCUUCAUCAGCCACAACAACACCGAGAGCAUUCUGUUCUAUGGUCGCUACUGCUCCCCUUAGGCGCCAACUGCAACUGGGACAUUCAACUUGAGGGGUUUUUAAAGGUAUAUACUGAAGCCGCUACAUCAAUAUCCCAUCUGUGCUUGGUGAUCUUUGUCAAUAAAAAAUUGAUUCGUUGAG
Molecule: messenger RNA, 1424 nt
Organism: Salvelinus sp. IW2-2015
Lineage: Eukaryota; Metazoa; Chordata; Actinopteri; Salmoniformes; Salmonidae
Product: leukocyte elastase inhibitor-like
Molecular function (GO): serine-type endopeptidase inhibitor activity
Source: RefSeq, a predicted model, not a curated record